AACAAUACUACACUUCAUUAAAAUGUAUUUGAGCAUUUAAACAUAAUUGUUACAGUGUUGUAUUCAUCUUGUUUAUCAUGGGACAAAUAGUAUGAUGCCAGAUCAUAGCCUGAUUUGGGCCACAUAUCACUGGAGUGAUCUGGGCCACACUCUUUCCACCAUCAAUCGCCCCUCAGAUCCACGCCGUGCCGCCACACAUGGCCCAGCUCUGGCUGAAAGGGUACAUGCCAUUGCCGACAGGAGGCCAGCAGUGCCAGCUUGGGCCAACUCCGUUUGCUAUGUGUGUAUGAAUAGAGAGCGAAUGAGAGAGAGAGAGAAUGUACCAUGUGUAGAACAUUUUAGUUCAAGGUAAAUUGUGAUAUGUGUAAGAUAUCAAUCUACUUUCAACACCGAUAGUUUUGUCUGUUUGUGUCCGCCUAUUAAGCUCUUGGUCGUUCAGGUCCAUGUGUACCGUAUCUAAGCGCAGAGCGGCUGUGUGUGUGUGUGUGUGUGUGUGUGUGUGUGUGUGUAUGUGUGUGGGAUGGGCCGCUGCAGUAGCGCUGAAGAGAGACCAGACUGGUCGAGCUCGAGCUGCUCAUCCACACACUGCUAGUGUCAUCUCACGCGAGGACAGAGAGAAUGCGCUGACCUCCCCAUCCACGACCCGGCGAAAGGACGAGGACAUGUGUUAGAGGACCCAUAAUGAACCGCACUGAGAUGGAGAUGUCAGGACCAGGUGUGAGCCGAAACAGUCGCACGGUGAAGAGGAGACGGUGGGGAAGACUGAGGCAGCAAUGGAAACUGCUGGGUCUGUUUGAGAUCGAUCAGCAGCAUGAGUUCUACAGUCUCACCUGUAUGAUGAAGGAAGGGCUGUGUGCUGCUGUGCAGAACACCAUUGACAACCCUUUACCUGAUGAGCUGUCAGAGGAUGACUAUACUCUUGAAGUAACUCAAAUCCAUAAGGACUUCAGGAUGGAGACGUAUGCUGGGCCGGUGUUUGCCAGUCUGCGGCGCUCCCUGGGGAUGACAGAGAAGGAAUAUCAGCAGUCCCUCUCGUCAGAAGGCAGCUACCUGCAAUUCAUCAGCAAUUCUAAGAGCAAGGCAGACUUCUUCCUAACUAAUGACAAGCGGUUCUUCUUAAAGACACAGAGUAAAAGAGAAGUGCGAUUUCUCUUGUCUAACCUACGAAUCUACAUGGAACAUCUGGAGAAGUACCCACACUCUCUGCUUGUCAAAUUUUUAGGUGUUCACAGGAUCAAAAUAGCACAUCAGAGGAUGAAGUAUUUUAUUGUGAUGCAAAGUGUCUUUUACCCUGAUGACAGAAUCACAGCGAGGUAUGAUAUAAAAGGCUGUGAGGUGAGCCGGUGGACAGACCCAGCCCCUGAAGGCAGCCAGAUCAUUGUUGUUUUGAAGGAUCUUAAUUUUGAAGGACAGUUCAUUCAGUUAGACCAGCAACGCCCUUGGCUCCUGCGUCAGGUGGAGAUUGAUACUGCCUUUCUUCAGACCCUCAAUGUGUUGGACUACAGUCUCCUGCUUGCCCAUCAGCCCCUGCACCAGGAUGAACUCAGCCAGAGUCUUUCUUUCGCAACUCUCAUCAUGCGUGCCAAAAAGUCAGUAAAUGCAACAUCCAGUCCUACACAUGCCACUUCACCAACUGUUCCCGGGACAGUGGCAGAGGAAGACUCCACACUCCUCUCCUCAGAAUUAAAUACAGCACAAGGUCACGUAACAGAAAUGCACAGUGGUAAUUGUUCAACGGACAUCGCAAGUCCUGAGGAAGACAAAAUUGAGCAACAAAGUAGGAUGGGAACAGAGUCAGCCGAUCUACAAACGUUCCACUCCCAGAACAGGAGACUGCUUCCUAACUUCAGAAACCCGCUUCAUGUCAUUGAUGGAUCCGAGCAGCGUUACUUCAUUGGGAUAAUUGAUAUCUUCACUGUUUAUGGUUUCAAAAAGAGGCUUGAGCAUCUGUGGAAAAGACUGAGACACCCACGACAAUCAUUCUCCACAGUCAGUCCUCCAGCUUACUGUCACAGGCUGUGCCAGUGGGUUCAGGACCAUACCAAAUAAAAUUAGAGAGCUUGGAUGACA
Molecule: messenger RNA, 2070 nt
Organism: Carassius auratus (goldfish)
Lineage: Eukaryota; Metazoa; Chordata; Actinopteri; Cypriniformes; Cyprinidae
Product: phosphatidylinositol 4-phosphate 5-kinase-like protein 1
Exons: 10
Coding region: 682-2049 (455 amino acids)
Biological process (GO): phosphatidylinositol phosphate biosynthetic process
Cellular component (GO): plasma membrane
Molecular function (GO): 1-phosphatidylinositol-4-phosphate 5-kinase activity
Source: RefSeq, a predicted model, not a curated record